GCACUGCUUCCACCAGAUGGCAGAUGGCGUGCUUUACAGACAAAAGUCAAGCUAGGAGAAAAUUAAUUUUUCCUGUAGUUGAAGAAUUUCUGUUUGUGUGAUAUUUGUGUUUUUUCGUGUUGAUGUGCAACUAACUAAUAUACUAAUAUAGAGAAUUGAAAUGGAGGAUAAGAACGUAAUUCCCGAAAUCGUCCGAGUCGAUAUCAAAACAGAAAUAGUGAAAGAAGAACCUAUAGAAGCUGAGGACUCCUUCGUCGAGUGUGAAACGUGUAAAGAAAACUCUACUAGUGAAAAAGACUGCGCGCACCGCCCCAGUGAUAGGUUAGGAUUGCCACGGGGCGAAUGCCGAACAAACGUUUCAGAUCCCGAAGAGGAUGUGAAACCCAAAGUGGAGCCCGAUGACAGAGAAAGCCUGUCAGACGAUUUGAUAGACAAACUAAUAGAAUCAGGAGUAACAGAGAAAGAGGAAAACUAUCACGAUGUACCAGAGAUUUUGCCGGAGGAUACAGACUUCCUUCGGACUGAAAUCAAAAUGGAAGAGGUCGAUAUCGACAGUGUCAAAGACGAACUUGACAAUAACGAGGCGAGUAUCAGCUCGGAAGCAUUAGGACAGGAGGAAGAUAGUAAUGAAAAUCCCAAGCCAGGGCCCUCCGAAGAAGCCAAGAAAGUUUUCAAGAUACCUUCGAAUAAUGCAGAGAAAUGUAAAAAUUAUCGCAACCGAAAAAAGAAAGAUGCAGCUCUAAAAAUAAAAACUUCAAAAACAUCUGCAGAAAGGUCUCGGACGUAUAGGCGGCGGAAAAAACAACUUGCUCAAGGAAGUAAAUUAUCUGCGAAUGAAGUUUUGGAUACUCCAUCAACUUCGAAUUCGCAAACGACGUUAGAACCAUCGUCUCAGCCUGUUACUACCGAUAAUGCAGGGAAGGAGACACUUGGUCCCAUUUUCUUUUCGAAGUCUCUCACUAGAAUUUACAACUUGCAACUUCACAGGAAAUUCCAAAACGGGAAGAAACCGUAUGAGUGUCAGGUCUGUUUGAAAUCUUUUUCCGACUCUUCCACUCUGGUGGCACACACAAGAAUCCAUACUGGAGAGAAACCGUUUCAGUGUAAAUUCUGUCCGAAAGCUUUCUCUCAGCACAGCAACGCCUCGACCCACGAGAGAAUCCAUAAGGCAGAGAAACCCUAUAAGUGUGACGUGUGCUCGAAAGCAUUCACCCAUCAAGGCAGCUUGAGGAAUCACUCGAAGAUCCAUUCGGAUGAGAAACCUUUUCAGUGCGAACUCUGUCCGAAAGCUUUCAAGUGGAGUAACUCAUAUAAAUUGCAUCUACGAGUUCAUACUGGAGAGAAACCCUUUACAUGCGGGGUCUGUUCCAAGUCUUUCGCUUCUGCAUCCUACUUUAAAACGCACGAGGAAAUUCACAGAUGGGAAUAAUCCUUCCGUUGUAGUAUUUAUUUUUUUAAGAAAGUUUUUCUCAAAGUGAAUAACUCGCGAGUGAAAAAAUGUGAUUUGGUGAAGAAGUCGAUUUUCACUAUAAAAUUUUACCCUGUCAUGAAGUAUUUUAGACAUUUAAAAGUACCGGGACUGGUUUCAGUAUUUAUAAGAAACGUCUGACAUUUCCAAGGAGCCACUGUCAAUUUUUUUUGCUGCUGUAACAUUAUAGCAUAAGUAAUGGUCUAUAACAGUAUACUAGGCAGUCUGUUCUCAAUAUUUGUCUUUAAACGAUCAGUUGAAAUGCAAUUUCGUAUACUUUGGGUACAAAGUUUUUGUUCCCGACCACAAUUAACAGGACAGUCACUUUUUGAAGAGAGAACAAUUAUGCAAGGUGGUAGAAAAACUCUGGAUUUUGAAGACUUGAACGUUUAAAUGACAAUAAAACUUGAAUAUAGGAUAAAGAAAAUAAGUUUUGUCUGAUUUCAAAACUCUCAAUGAUCAACUAAAACUUUACAGCUCUCCCCUUCGAAUUUGUGAAUUAUAACAACUAGUUUAGGAUUCAUUGGCACCUCGAAAAAUCUACAGGUAGGUUUUAGGGAAUCAAUAGUUGGUAAUCCUUAUAUAAUAAUAAUAAUAAUGUCGCCUUUAUUAUUUUAUAAACAAAACAAAUAAACAGAACAAAAAUAAAACUGUGAUUGUUACAUAUAAUGAUAUUAUAUUGUAAAUAGGAAUAAACACCUUACCUAAAGAGUUUAGUUUAACUAUUCCUUACAAGAUAUCAAUAAUUUAAUUUGAUUUCAGUGGAACAAAUAGUCUUUAUAGUAUAUAGUAUUGGUAUUGAUAAUACAGGUAAGAUUUGUUGUUUCAGAUACCUGCCUAUAUCAUAGUUUAUUUAAGGACUUGUUUUGACAAAAUGUAUUAGUUUACUUGAGAACGGUUUAACAAACCAAAACCGGUCGUAAUAAAUGAUAAACUUAGUGGAAAUCAGACAAAAUUUAUUUUCUUCAUCCUAUAUUUGAUAUGAAUCUCUACAAAAUAAAUAGUUCAUCAAAUGAACAAUAAAACUUGAUACAUUCAAGUCA
This is a messenger RNA of Leptinotarsa decemlineata (Colorado potato beetle), 2511 nucleotides long. RefSeq lists its product as uncharacterized. Gene Ontology annotation, cellular component: transcription regulator complex; nucleus; nucleoplasm. The record is from RefSeq and is a predicted model, not a curated record. Lineage: Eukaryota; Metazoa; Arthropoda; Insecta; Coleoptera; Chrysomelidae. Gene Ontology annotation, biological process: embryo development; regulation of transcription by RNA polymerase II. Gene Ontology annotation, molecular function: RNA polymerase II cis-regulatory region sequence-specific DNA binding; DNA-binding transcription repressor activity, RNA polymerase II-specific.